This is a messenger RNA of Podarcis muralis (Common wall lizard), 4288 nucleotides long. RefSeq names its product leucine rich repeat containing 8 VRAC subunit E (gene LRRC8E). The record is from RefSeq and is a predicted model, not a curated record. Gene Ontology annotation, molecular function: protein binding. Lineage: Eukaryota; Metazoa; Chordata; Lepidosauria; Squamata; Lacertidae. Gene Ontology annotation, cellular component: cytoplasm.
GCGCCGGGCGCCUGGGGAGGGACGGGCCCGGCAGCACUGGAGGAGGGCGCCACUUGUACCGGCCGACACCGCUGCCGGCGCCGGAGAAGCCAGCAAGGGCCGCUGCCUCCUAGCGCAGGUGGCCACAAGGAAGCCGGCUCAGGUGCUUCCGGGCGGCCGGGCCAGCCAGCGAGAGCCUACAAACUCCAGGCAAGCGGCUGCGGGGAACCGUCGGCAGUAUGAUCCCGGUGGCCGAAUUCAAGCAGUUCACAGACCAGCAGCCUGCUUUCAAGGUUCUCAAGCCAUGGUGGGAUGUGUUGGCCGAGUACAUCACCAUAGCCAUGCUGAUGAUAGGAGUUUUUGGCUGCACUUUGCAGGUGACACAAGAUAAGAUCAUCUGCCUUCCCAACCAUGUGCCUGAUGGCACAACCUUCACUGGUGCAUCUUGUGAAGAUUUCACGAAGAAGAGGGCCAAUGUCUCUGAGCCAAUAGGACCCUCUGCCAACCAGCGAAUGAAUGGAUUGAAGAACAACCUAGACCUCCAACAAUACAGCUACAUCAAUCAGAUGUGCUAUGAGACGGCCCUCCAUUGGUAUGCCAAAUACUUCCCAUACCUCGUGGUCAUCCACACCCUCAUCUUCAUGGCGUGCACCUCGUUCUGGUUCAAGUUUCCUGGGACCAGUUCCAAGAUUGAGCAUUUUAUCUCCAUCCUGAGCAAGUGCUUUGACUCGCCCUGGACUACUCGAGCCAUCUCUGAAGUCUCUGGGGAUAACCAGGAAAAUGCAUUCUUAGAGAAGGGGUACCGGAGGAGGAAAAGCAGUGCUCCCAGCGAGACAGCUGAACUCAACCCCCCCGGGGGAUCGAUGUCAGAAAAGAAGGUUUCAGAGUCCUCCCCGGUUAGCCUAUUGGACAAAAAGGAAGGGGAGCAGGCCAAGGCUCUCUUUGAAAAGGUGAAGAAGUUCCGGCUCCACGUUGAAAAAGGAGACAUCCUUUACACCAUGUAUAUCCGCCAAACCGUUCUCAAAGUCUUCAAGUUUCUCGUCAUCAUUGCCUACAAUGCAGCCUUGGUUUCCAAUAUCAGCUUCAUUGUGCCAUGCACUGUCAGGAUGGAGGACAUGACGGGCUAUGACCAUUUCUGCUGCAACCACACCAAAGCCCACCUCUUCUCCAAACUGGCCAUCUGCUACAUCUGCUUCCUUGGCAUAUACGGCAUGACGUGUCUCUACACCCUCUACUGGCUGUUUCACCGGCCGCUGAAAGAGUACUCCUUUCAAUUUGCACGCAACGAGACAGGCAUCAGCGACAUUCCUGAUGUCAAGAACGACUUUGCUUUCAUGCUCCACCUCAUUGACCAGUAUGAUUCCCUCUACUCCAAGCGCUUUGCUGUCUUCCUUUCCGAGGUCAGCGAGUUCAGACUCAAGCAGAUCAACCUCAGUCAUGAGUGGACGGUGGACAAACUGCGGCAGAAGCUGCAAACCAAUGCCCAAGGCCGGCUGGAGCUCCAUCUCUUCAUGCUACCAGGGUUGCCUGACACCACCUUUGAGCUGAAUGAGCUGCAGUCCCUGAAGCUGGAGCUCCUCAAAGAUGUGACAUUCCCACCCUCAGUGACUCAGCUGGCCCAGCUCCAGGAGCUCACGCUGAUCAACUCUCCCGUCAAGCUCUCUUUCACCUCUCUUAUGUUCUUCCGUGAGCAGCUGAAGGUAAUGACUGUCAAGUUUGAUGACAUCAAAGAUAUACCACUAUGGACCUACAACUUGAGAGGCUUGGAAGAGUUGCACAUCUCGGGACUUUUCAGUCCAGAGAUGGGCCGGGCAGGAACUCUGGAGAACCUGCGUGAGCUGAGGAAUCUGAAGACCUUGACUCUGCACAGCAACAUCUCAAAACUGCCACCUAGCGUGUCUGACGUUGCCGCCCAUCUGCAGAAGCUCAGGAUCUACAACGAUGGGACUAAGCUAGUGACCCUCAACAACCUCAAGAAGCUCUUCUCUGUGCAAGAAGUGGAGCUGAUAAACUGCAACCUGGAACGCAUCCCCCAUGCUGUCUUCAGCCUGGUGAACAUGCAGCAGUUGGACCUCAAGGAUAACCAGCUGCAGUCCAUUGCAGAGAUCAUCAGCUUCCAGCAUUGCCGCAAGCUGGUGUGCCUCAAACUUUGGCACAACCACAUUUCCAGCAUUCCUGAACACUUCCGCAAGCUCAAGACCCUAGAGCAGCUUGACCUCAGCCAUAACCGCAUUGAGGUCCUCCCUUCCCAACUAUUCCAGUGUUCUAGGCUGCACACUUUGGACCUUUCCUAUAACAAUAUCCAGGUCAUUCCCCCUGGGAUGGGAGUCCUGCAGAGCCUUCAGCAUUUUGCCAUUUCUCACAACUCCUUAGAGGCACUGCCAAAUGAAAUCUUCUUCUGCAAGCAGCUCCGGGUUCUCAAAGUGGGACACAACAAACUGCAUCGCCUCUCUGAUCGUGUGAGUUGGCUGCCUUCGCUCUCCACGCUAGACUUGAGAGGAAACCCCCUUCAGGCCCUUCCCUUGGAGAUUGGCCAGUGCCCAGUGCUCAAACGGAGUGGCCUGCUGGUGGAGAGCAGUCUUUAUGAGGCGUUGCCUUUGGAAAUUAGGGAGAAAAUGGAGGAUCAGUGAUGAGGAGAAUGAUAAAGGGGGCAGGGGUGUCCUCUCAUGUGUUGGCCCCUUUGAGUCCAAGCAUGGACUGAAUGGGGGAGCUGGCUGGAGUUCUAUCUUCGGCUGGAACCAAGGAGGGAAUGGGAACUUUUCACCCUAAUAAGGGAGCAAAGGAAUUGAAAAGACACAACAAAGAGCAAAAGUAGAAAGUGACUUUUAAAAAAAUAAACAACCCUGUUUUCUGAAUGGAUAAGACCACAGGAAUUAUCCAUUGGGGCGGGGGCGGAAGCAUAGCUACACCUGACCAAAUCAUCAUUAUAGCUAUUUUUGUACAUGUGUUGUGUACUGGUGUAUCUUUGUGAAAUGCCCUGGGGCUUUGCGGGAUUGUUUUGUUCAAAACUCCUAUCUCUGUUCCCUUCUCCUCAUCAAUGUGUUCAGCUCGCAGGCCUGUAGCUUACAAAGCCCAUCUUUUGAGCUUAUUAGAAAACUUUCUUUUCUGCGGUUUCAAAUUCCUAUAUAUCAUGGGGUGGGGAAUCAGGGACAGGCAACUCUUCAACAGGGAAAUAGCCUAAUUCCUUUUACUUCUUUGUUCAAAGAAGGGCUGUGUUCCUUAGCACUGGACGGCCAGAGCACAAUGCCUUCACAUACCACUGACUGUAAGGAAUCUUCUUACGUUUGUGUGUGUCUGUGUACAUAUGCAUGUAUACCUUAAUCCCUUCUGGUUUCUGUUUUUGUCACAUUCUAAUCAGGGUGACAUUAGUUUAUCAGUUCUUCUUGAGUGCUAGAGCUGAACUUUCUGGCUGUUCAGAUCUCUUCCCUCUUCAGGCUAGGAGAGCCUAGCACCUCAGAUCCUCUUCAGAACUCAAUUCCUCUCUCAUUACCUUCUCACGUAAUUUCAGUGAGCACCACACAUGGAAGAGAGGAGGAAUCCUGCACUGUGAAAACCCAUCCUCACUACCACUCAUGAAAGCCACCUCAUUUCCCUCUGGAGCCUUUAAUCAGUUCUCCACAUAUUCCAAUCCCAGCAUAGGUUGAAGUUGCUUUCUCACUCCUCCUAUAAGCACAGACAUUCUUUCUACCCAUUUUCUGUAAUCAAGGCAGGUAAGUGCCUUUUGCUUAGCACAUGAAGGGAGAUGUGGGACUCCCCCCCCACUGCCGCCUUUGGUUCAAGUUGGCUGAGCUGAUUUCCCAGGUGGCUUGGGCUUGCUUCUGUUUCAUCCCUUUGGGUCUCAGCUCUCUUAUGGCCUCUUGAGACGCAAGCAGACUCUUCUGGGCCUGCCAUAACCUGGCCUUCUCUUCCUGCUUUACCUGAUUGCAGAGCACUUUGGGGCAUGUAAAAGCCAUUGGAAAAGGGACCCUGCUUCCUCAAUGGCAAAGCAACUCAAAGCUGAUCUCAGAAUCCUACCUGUUGGCAGCAGACUGCUUCAUAUCCAGUUAAAGUAUGUUUAGGAAAAGUUUAUUAAAAAUAAGAGAGAGCUGAAAUGCAUGGCAAUAAGAAACAAUAGUGCACACUUUUAGCAGAUGCUGUGCUAGCACUCUCUCUCUGUGUGUGUGUGGGUGUGGGUGCAUGUAAUGUUCCUAACCCCCCACUUGUCUUUGCUCAUAGAGUUGCUUUGUCCUUAGAAACCUCACAAUCUGGUCCAAAAUAGUUUAGUUCAUAUGUCUUCUGCCAGAUUGAAUAUAUAGAGGUGGUUGAAUAA